Fusarium fujikuroi IMI 58289 is the source of this 1506-nucleotide messenger RNA. Its product is annotated as related to carboxylesterase. Bases 1 to 1506 code for a protein of 501 amino acids. NCBI's taxonomy places the organism in Eukaryota, Fungi, Ascomycota, Sordariomycetes, Hypocreales, Nectriaceae. The transcript has 6 exons. The record is from RefSeq and is a predicted model, not a curated record.
AUGACCGCAACCAUCUCUCACGAGUCACUGAAUGCCACACUCACAGGCCUCAGGACUUCCGACGUGAUUCAAUUUCGGGGCAUUCCGUAUGGCCGAAUCCUGCGACGAUUCGCCGCGCCUGAGAAGCUAGACAGGUAUCCCAGAUUUCUCGACUGCACUAACUUUGGACCUCGGUGUCCGCAAGUCGCUGUCGAUGUCGGACAUUUGUUGCGCAUCCCUCCAGAACAUAGGUUCCCAGACGAACCGGAGGAUGAGUUCAAAUGCACCAAUCUAGACGUCGUAUUGCCUGACAGAGGACCAGACGUGGCAAACUCAAAUUUACCGGUCUUAGUCUGGAUACAUGGAGGCUCACAAGCCGUGACAUUUGGAAGCGCUGCAUCUGGAGUUUGCGAUAUGAGCAAAAUAGUAGCUGACUCCCUCCACCUGGGAAAGCCAAUAAUCGCUGUAUCCGUUCAGUAUCGACUUAAUGUCUUUGCUCUGGGCAACGGAGAAGGGCCUACAAACUUAGCGCUUCGUGAUCAAGAGUUAGCUUUGCAGUGGGUUCAAGAUCAUAUUUCAGGCUUUGGUGGUGAUCCGAAUAUGAUUACUCUAGCGGGUGAGAGUGCCGGGGCGAUUUAUUGUCACGCCCACCUUGUUGCAAACGCGCGCGUGCGACAAGUCAUUCUCUCAUCUGGCUCAUUGUUCCUGUCGCCACCUCAGCCUCGACAUUUGGUAGAAAGUUUUCGGGACACAGUUUCCACGAACUUGAAGGACAUUGAUCGAACGCACGAUUUGGAAACUGCAUCUGCAAGCAAUGUUGUUGAGGCAGUCAGAAGAUCUGGUCUGCAGUCAUUUUUCCUCGAAUGGGAAGAAUCUUUCAAUGCUUGGCAGACCAAGACGGGCUGUGCAGAGAGAGUACUCCUCAGCGAUGUAACGAAAGAGGGAGCCAUUUACCAAGCUGGAGUAUGGGCAACAGACCCAGACGACAUAGCGAAAGCCUUUGAUGCGUCCGAGCAAUAUGGCGACGAGCUCAAGAAAUUGUAUCAUAUCUACCCCGACCGACCUUCAUCCUGCAAAACAGGGGCGUUGGACUUCAUCAACGACUACAAGUACCUACUACCAGUCCAGCUGCUCGAGAGAUCCUUCGAAGAUGCAAAUAAGCCUGCUUUUAGGUGCCUGAUUGACGAAGCAAACCCAUGGCAGCCUUCUAGUGGAGCUCAUCACGCCGUCGACCUCGUUCUCUUGUUCGGAGGCUUCGAUCUGAGCUUUGCGCCUAGUGCUGAGCGCGUUGGCCAGGCUAUGCGCGAGGCGUGGAUCAAGUUUACAUGUGGCGGGGAUCCAUGGUCUGGCGCGAUGGACAAGUAUUAUGGGUUCGGUCCUCAUGGGAGUAUAAAGACUCUUGAAGAUUGGGAGGUUCAGUCACGGCGACGUAUUGGACUAGCGGAGAAGUUGAGUGAGAUGGAGAGCUCGUUGUUGGAUAAGACAUCUCGUGGGCUCGCUGCUGGAAAAGUGAGUUUGUUGAACUGA